Linum tenue is the source of this 3051-nucleotide messenger RNA. Lineage: Eukaryota; Viridiplantae; Streptophyta; Magnoliopsida; Malpighiales; Linaceae. The record is from the annotation of a GenBank genome assembly.
CGUGCUUCCCGCCCUAGGCCACGGCUUUCCCUUUUUUCCCUUUUCCAAACCAUCUUCGCGCCUGCCCCCAAAUCCCUAAAAUCAGUCGUCGUCUUCGUUGCCUCCCCGACGAUUUCCCUUCGAAUCACCCCACCGCAGCAGAAUACAUCACACCAGCGAGUACCGCCACGAACCAAGUGCGAUUUCCGCCAUGGGGAAAAUGACGAAGUUGGGGGCCGUAGCUCCUCUGAAGAAACGGAGCAAUAAAGAGCGAAUAGCGUCUAAUUCAGCUCAAAUCGCGGCGAUGUGGAAGAAAUUUGAGGAAACCGAGCUAGUGUUGGAAGCCUUUUCCCGCAGCCAGGGCUACACGUGCCCAUUGGGGCCCUUCACGGGAGCGCUUCCUCCGUUACCGGCGGCCCCUAUAGUGGACGUAGACAGGGCGAUCGCCGAAACAGACAUGGCAAUGGCCGAACUGCAGAGGGCAAUGAAACACACGGAGAAGAGGGUGAUAGUCAUGUGCCGCAGCCUCGGGUUAGCAUUCCCAAUUGGGGCUUCUUCCAGGCGCAUGCAUCAACCCUAAGGCAGAGGAGUCAUCCGCCGAUCCCACACCUUAGUUUCUGUGCUAAGCAGCUACUGGUGCAAACAUGCAGCUGAUCAAGGGUGACCGUGGCGGGAUGCUAUCAAUGUCUGACGAUAACGUGAUGAUGAAGCAAGUGCAGGCGACUCAUGCACCAGACGGCAGAGAAGUCGAUGUGGCCCCACUUCUUCACCUAGUUGAAGACAUCCUCAAUCGCGCCACCCUUCAAGUUGAACCGCCAUUGCUGGCUGGCCAAGCACAUGCAGAAAUGGAGGAGAAGAACCACCAGAUCAGCUACUCCAUAGUGCUUGAUGCUCUGUCCUAUGUCAUUGACAGAAUUUCUUGUGAGAUUGCAUACAAGGCAUUAGGAGGAGCAGAUGCCCACUCAACAACAGUGGCCAUCUUCGAGACACUAGCAAGUUUCCCAUGGGAUGCCAAGCUGGUCCUAACCCUAGCUGCUUUUGCGCUCCACUAUGGAGAGUUCUGGCUCCUUGCACAGAUAUACUCAUCAAACCAGCUUGCCAAGGCCAUGGCCACACUCAGGCAGCUGCCCAUGAUCAUGGAGCAUUCUGGCCCGCUGAAGCCAAGGUUCGAUGCACUCAACAAGCUCAUCAAAGCCAUGGUGGAAGUGACUAGGUGUAUGGUUCAGUUCAAGGAGCUGCCACCUAGUUACAUCUCUGAGGAUGUGCCAGCUUUGACCCAGGCCAUGACCCAUAUCCCAACUGCUGUUUAUUGGACCAUUAGGAGUGUUGUGGCUUGUGCGAAUCAGAUCACUCUUCUCACUACCAUGGGACACGAAUAUGCACUUUCAACAACUGAGGCAUGGGAGCUCUCUUCUCUUGAGCACAAGCUGACCAACAUUUGUGACCAUUUGAAGCAACAAUUGGGAAGUUGCUAUCAACACAUAGAUGACAAGAAGAAUGUGGAGACAUUCAGGAUGCUGGUGGAGCUAUUUGAAAUGACGCACAUUGACAACAUGAAGAUUCUGAAGGCCCUAAUUCAUGCAAGGGAUGACCCCAUGCCAAUAGUUGAUGGUUCUACCAAGAGAAAGGUUACCCUCGAGGUGCUAAGGAGGAAGAAUGUCCUCCUCCUAAUCUCAGACCUCAACAUCUCCCACGACGAGCUCUCGAUCCUCGAGCAGAUCUACAACGAGUCGAGGAUCCACACCACGAGGCUGGACAGCCAGUACGAGGUGAUCUGGAUCCCCGUCGUGGACCCAUCGAUCGUGUGGACCGAGGCGAUGCACAAGCAGUUCGAGACCUUGCAGUCGACGAUGCCCUGGUACACCGUCAGCCACCCUAGCGUGAUCGAGAAGGCGGUGGUCAGGUACAUCAGGGAGAAGUGGCACUUCAGGAACAAGGCUAUCUUGGUGGUACUUGAUCCACAAGGUAGGGUUGUCUCCCCCAAUGCCAUUCACAUGAUGUGGAUUUGGGGCAGCAAUGCUUUCCCUUUCACCAGCUUGAGGGAGGAGUCUCUUUGGAGGGAAGAGGCAUGGCGGCUUGAGCUCUUGGUCAAUGGGAUUGACCCCAUGAUCCUCAACUGGAUCAAGGACGGCAAGUACAUCUUCCUCUACGGCGGAGACGACGUAGAAUGGGUCCGAAAAUUCACCAACACAGCCCGGGCCGUCGCAGUAGCCUCGCGCAUCCCUCUGGAAAUGGCCUACGUGGGGAAGAGCACGAAGAAAGAGCUAGUACGCCGCGUCCUCGCCACCAUCACCGUGGAGAAGCUGAGCUACUUCUGGCAGGACCCAACCAUGAUCUGGUUCUUCUGGACACGCCUCGAGAGCAUGCUGUUCAGCAAGAUCCAGCAGGGCAAGCUCGACGACCAUGACCCGAUGAUGCUGGAGAUCAAGAAGCUGCUGAGCUACGACAAGGAAGGAGGGUGGGCCGUUUUGAGCAAAGGGUCGAACAUCAUAUCGAACGGACAUGGCAAUACGGUGCUGACGACUCUGGUGGAGUACGAUCUGUGGAAGGAAGAGAUUCCGGUGAAGGGUUUCGAUCUGGCUUACGAUGAUCAUCACAAGAAGGUCCAUGGGGUGACUUACCCUUGUUGCAGGUUCGAGUUUCCUAAUACUGCGGGGAGGAUUCCUGAAGGGAUGAAGUGCCCCGAGUGUCAUAGGUAUAUGGAGAAGUACACCACUUUCCUUUGUUGCCAUGAUGAAGGGCAUCCUACUGCCUCGCCAUUUCGAGGGGAGUUGUAGACGACGACGACAUGGCGUUUGAGAAGCGGUGCUUGGAGUAGUACUAAAUAAAGAAGGCGGUGGAGGAGAGCCAUAUGGAUCAUGGAUGGAUGCUUGCAUGCAUGCAUGGUUUGCAUUCAUAGAGCUUUUUACUAUAUUUGUUGCAGUUUUCAAGCGUUUUUUAGUAAAUGGUUUGAGUCAUGUUGUAACUUGCCAAUGGCGGUUCAUGUCAUGGAAUUGAUUAAUCAAUAAAAGUAAUAUCUAUAUCCAUGGUAAAGUCUGGUUUACUUUAGUGUACUCCAGGUAGUGAUCUGAC